Closterium sp. Naga37s-1 is the source of this 7983-nucleotide messenger RNA. The record is from the annotation of a GenBank genome assembly. Lineage: Eukaryota; Viridiplantae; Streptophyta; Zygnematophyceae; Desmidiales; Closteriaceae.
AUGGCGGCGUCGCACGGAUCGACGGCUCUCCUUCAUCGCCGCCUCGCAGACACAGCCUCUCUCGCAUCCGGAUCCUCCUCGCUCUUCGUUCCCUCGUUGGAUCCUAGCUUCUCCCCGUCCUUAUCGCACCGCCAUCAACGCUCGUCCGUCGAUUUCCCCUCAGAUCAACAAUUAGAUCGCCUCGUGCCAGCUGGCACCAGAGCUGCCGCCGACUGCGGCCGCAGCCGAGGCGCCAGAGCGGGCAUAUGCCAUGCCGUUGCUAGCGGCGGGAGCGACGGUGGCAGCGGCGGAGGUGCGAACUACGCGCGGAGCUGGCGAAACAGGGGCGAGGGCGCGCGGGCUCUGGUGACUAUAGCGCGGGUGGGAAUCUCGAUGUCAGGGCUAUCGCUCGGUGGGUCUUAUAGCGGGGGCUCGGGGUCCAUAUCAAGCACCGGGGAGGCGCAGCAGGGAUGGCAGCAGCAGCGUCGACCGCAGCAGCAGCAGCAGCAGCAAAGGCCGGGGGGGAGACGCGGGGUUCUCCCGCAAAGGCGGCCAUCGGCGGAGCUGCUGUCGGAGGAACGGCGGAAGAAGGAGGUGGAGCGCGCGAUGCGCGAGGCUCGGGGGAAGGGGGGCGCGGAGGGGCUGGCGGAGGCAUUGCAGAUAGAGCCGCCGGCGCAGCCGCAGUGGCCGUUUUGGCGGAAGAAGCGCGAGUCGAGCUCCGGCGAGGCGCGCAUGCUGACGCGACGCAUCGUGGAGCUGGGGAAGCGGCGACAGCUGGACCAGGUGUUUCAACUGCUGGAGGACGCGAAGCGCAGCAAGAAGGCGGUGAACAUGAUCACGAUGAAUGCGGCCAUGGCGGCGUGCGUGAACUGCGGCGACAUCGACCGCGCGCUCGACCUUUUCGACGACAUGACGGCGGACGGCGGCACGGGCGUCGACUCAAUCACCUACGGCACGCUGCUCAAGGGUCUCGGCCGUGCAAAGCGGUUGGACGACGCUUUCGAGGUGUUGGAGGCGAUGGAGGACGGCACGGCGCCGGGGCGGCCGGAGCUGACGGCGGUGCACCUCAACACGCUCGUCAACGCGUGCGCGGACGCGGGGGACGCUCGGCGCGCCGUGAGCGUCGUGCAGCGCUACAAGCGCGCCUUCUCGGGGGCUAUUGGGCCGUCCGCGUUUACUUACAACCUGCUGCUCAAGGGCUAUGCGCGGUCGGACAACCCUUUAGAAGCGCUGAGUGUGGCGGAGGAGAUGCACCUGCAGGGGCUUCAGUGGGAGCGCGUCACCUUCAACUGCCUCAUCCUCGCCUGCGUGCGCGCUGGUGACAUGGACCGCGCACUCGACCUCCUGCAAGAUAUGAAGGCAGAGGCAUUGAGGAGGGGCGAUGACGACGUGCUGCCAGACGCCGUCACCUACACCACCAUCAUCAAGGGUCUAUCGGAGGAGGGCGACAUAGAGGCGCUGAGGGACGUGGUGGCGGACAUGAAGCGCGCCAGCUGUGUGCGCAGCCCUGCCGGCCCCUCCCUGCCGCACUGCCACACGCUGCUCGCGGCUGAUGGGGGCGAAGAAGGCGUGAGCAGCCCUGCCAGCACCGUGACUAGCAGCACUGGCGUCGCUGGUAGCAGCACUGGCGUGGUUGACGGCAGCAGCACUGGCAGCAGCACUGGCAGCAGUAGCGGGGGUGGGACGAGCAGCAAUCCGCUGGGGAUGGACCGAGUGGCCUACACGGCCAUCAUCGACGCCUUCAUUGCUGUCGGCUCGCCUGAAGACGCGCUGCAGUGCAUGGCGGAACUAGAGGAGCUGGGGAGGGCAGACCGCUCAAUGCGGCCGCGAGCCCACGUCUUCCUCUCCCUCAUGCGCUCCCUCGCUGCCGCCGGCGACCUGCCGUCCACGCAGCAGCUCGCCGCCCGGCUGGUGCGCGACGCGGGCGGCAGAGUGUGGCCGGAGGAGCGGGCGGAGGCGGCAGAGCUGGUGCUGGAGGCUGCCACCCGGGCGGGCGAGAUGGGCGUGGCAGCGCGGCUGCUGGAUGAGAUGGAGGCGAUGCACGGCCACCAGCUGCGCAUGUCCCUCCGCGGCAUGCAGGCGGUGGUGCAGCUGAUGGCAGCAACGGGGACGGGCUUUGAGCGCUUCACGCCCAUCGGCAUCAGACAAGAGCUAUCGCUGCGUGAUACGGUGCAGUCUGUCAUGGUUCCCCUGGCUGACGUGGCAGUGGCCCACCCUGACCAGUCACUGGCGGAGCUGAGGUCAGCACGGCCAGAUCUGAUGCCCGCUGACGUCAUCCCGGUGAUCAACGGUGCCGAUGAAUGCGUGGGCGUGCUGACAGUACCCAGCCUUGCCAUGGACCCCACGGCCCUCAUCUCGCACCUCAUGCUGCCCCCCCCGCCCUCGCUCUCCUGCCUCUCCACCAUCUCUGAAGCUGCUCUGCUGCUCUCCUCGCGCCGCACGCCCCUGGCGGCAGUGGUGGCGGGCAGUGCACGCAUGCGCUACGGGCUCGCCAAGGAGGCUGCACAGAGGAGCUCGGGGGAGGAGCGGCGCGUGGUGGGGGUUGUGCGUGCUGAGGCCGUGUUCGAGGGGCAUGGUGGGUGCUGGUGGCACUCUGGGGAGCAGAGGGAGGGUGCUUCUGUGGAGAGUGGUGAUGUGCCUUUUGGUGAAGUUGAAGCCGCCGCAUCCCCCAACCUAGCGUCCAUGUGGCAGCGCGUGAUUGGCUCCACCUCCGAGUGGGUUCCCCGGCCGGUCACCGGGCAGAUAGGCCUGCAGGUGGGGCCGCCCGCGCCCCUCUUCACCCUCCCUGAAACCCAAACCCACGCCGAGAGCUCCCAGAGCUUAUGGGGGGGGGAUCUCAGCUCCUCUGACUCAUCUCUCAGCGCGCAGGACUGGCAGCAGCAGGGGCAGCUGCGGGGGGAGACGGCCAUGGGGGUGCUGCUGUCGCCGGGGGGCCCGUGGGGGCGGCUGGUGAGGGAGUGGCGGUGGGCGCGCGUGCAGUACCUGUGGGAUGUGCUGCUGGAGCGCCACCCCAUCGUGUACAUCAUGCUGCUCAUGACCAUGUGCACUACACUCGUCUUCCUGGGAGGAUUCCUCUUCCACACCUUCCGGCAGCGCAAGAGUCUGGGCGAGGACAUGUGGGAUGCGUGGUCCGCCCUCGUGUCGUCCAGCUCGCACCUUAAGGAGAGCACGCAGGAGGGGAGGGUGAUAGGCAUCAUGCUCACGCUGGGCGGGCUCUUCUUCUACUCGCUGCUCACCUCCACCAUGACCGCCCAGUUCAAGCUGCGCAUGGAGUGGCUGAGGGAAGGCGCUCACUCGCAGGUGAUGGAGCGGGACCACAUAGUGAUAGGGGGAAUCAACAACCGCCUCGCCACGCUGCUCACUCCUCACUCACUCCUGCUCUCCCCUUCACCACCUGCACCAGGUCAUGGAGUGAUGGAGCGGGACCACAUAGUGAUAGGCGGCAUCAACAACCGCCUCGCCACGCUGCUGCGCCAGCUCAGCAAGAGCCAGCACUUUGCCGUGCAGGAUGGCUCUGCAGACCUGCAGUCAUGCCGACGCACUGCCUCUGCCUGCUCCCUCGCCCAUGCACACCCCUUGCUGCUCCUCUUCACUCCACUGCCUGCCCACCAGGAAGCGCACAGUGCUGCUGCUGCGCACAGAGCUAUCAUCUUCCCCCUCUGGCUCUCUUUCAAGUCACCACCGCCCCUCUGCUCCCUUCCCUUCCCCCCCGUUUGGCCCUUCACCUACCUACCCACCAGGAAGCACACGGUGCUGCUUCUAACGGAGCUGCCACGCAAGGAGACGGAGAAGAUCGUGUCGCCUUACCUCAAAGACUGCCGGCACAGUGCUGCUCACACAACCAUCAUCCUUCCCUCUGCCUCUGUUUCACCACCAUUCCCUUCUCCCGCCUCCAACUCCACCAGGAAGCGCACGGUGCUGCUGCUGACGGAGUUACCGCGCAAGGAGGCGGAGAAGAUCGUGUCGCCGUACCUCAAGGACUGCCAGCACAUCAACCUCUUCAUUCGCAGCGGCCUGCUCAGCAGCACGGCGUCGUUCAAGGAGGCGGCAGCAGACAGGCGGCCCGCUCAGCAGCACGGCAUCGUUCAAGAAGGUGGCAGCAGACAGGGCGCGCUCAGUCAUACUCCUGGCGCCCAAGGACGACUAGUGAGUGCCCUGCUUCCUGCUGCGCGCACACCCCCUGCUAGCAUUGCAGCAGCAUGGCUUCUGAGGCGCCUCAAAAGCCCCGCUGCUGGAGCUGCAGCAGCAUGCGUGCAUGUCCCAGCAGCAUGCGUGCUUGUUCCAGCAGCAUGCGUGCAUCACUGUCACCCGUACGCCUCUCGUUGCUCCCAUCUCUCCCUCUCCUUUCCCGACUGCCCUUCCUCCCUACCCACGUCGUGCCCUUCUCCUUUCUCCAUCGACCGCCCUCCCUCCCCUCUGCGGCACCGACACGGGCGUGGUGGCGGAGGUAUCAAAGGGCAGCACGUGAUCACUGCUGAGGGGCAUGGCGGAGGUGCGCGUGAGCGCCGUGGAGAACCGUGCUACGAGGCAGAUGCAGACUUGGUAAUGUCGGUGAUAGCGCUGAAACCUUUGCUUCGCGACUCCAACACGGGAUUCGUUGCAGAGGUGUCAAAGGGCAGCACGGGGUCGCUGCUGCGGGGCAUGGCGGAGGUGCGAGUGAGCGCCGUGGAGAACCGUGCUAAACAGCAGCACGGCAUCACUGCUCUCUACGAGGCAGAUGCAGACGUGGUGAUGUCGGUGAUAGCCUUGAAACCUUUGCUUCGCGGCUCAAACACGGGGGUGGUGGCGGAGGUAUCAAAGGGCAGCACGGGGUCGCUGCUGCGCGGCAUGGCGGAGGUGCGCGUGAGCGCCGUGGAGAAUCUCUCUGCCAAGCUCUUCGUGCAGUGCUCUAGGCAGCCGGGGCUCGUGGACGUUUACUGCAAGCUGCUGGACCAUGCUGGCAGCUGGGGCUCGUUGAUGUCUACUGCAAGCUGCUGGACCACACUGGUGGGUGGGGGUGGGUGGGGUGGACAGAGGGGAAGCAGGGACGAGGGUAGUGGGGUGGAGGGCACAGAAGCUCUCCUCAGGGGCAUGGCGGUGGUGCGGGUGAGUGCCGUGGAGAAUCUCUCUGCCAAGCUCUUCGUGCAGUGCUCCAGGCAGCCGGGGCUCGUGGACGUGUACUGCAAGGUGCUGGACCACACUGACGAGGUGAUCAACGUGAGAAACUUUCCUUCGCUUGCCAGCCAGCCUGCCCUACGGCCUUGUUUUGAGACGUCUCGAAAAAUCACCUCUUCUCUCACCCGCCUCCCCUCUGCCCCCCAGACGAGACGAGGUGAUCAACGUGAGGAGCUUUCCUUCGCUUGCCGGCCUGUCCUACAGCCUUGUGCGCAGGGGCUUCCCCUCAAUCGCCGGCCUGCCUCCACUGUCCGCUUCACCUCCUCUCUCUCCCGCCUCGCCUCCCCUCUGCCCCCCAGACGAGGUCAUCAACGUGAGAAGCUUCCCCUCACUUGCCGGCCUGCCCUACGGGCUCGUGCGCAGGGGAUUCCCAGAGUGUGCUGCGGCUUAGUGAGGGACGGCAAGGUGCAGUUCCACCCCAAGGACUCCGAGCCGGUGCAACGCACCGAUAAGUUGAUGCUGAUAGCGCUGAAGCACACGCACUGCCACCCCCCGCCAGCGCUCAUGAUGCAAGCAGCACAGACCAGGCAGAAGCAGGAGAACAGCCCACUGAUGCUGAUAGCGCUGAAGCACACUCAUCGCUACCCCCCUCCAGCACUCAUGAUGCAAGCAGCACAGAUCCGGCAGAAGCAGGAGAGCAGCCGGGGGGGGCGGGAGGGGCGCGGGGGCGGUUCGAGUGAGGGGAUGGUGCGGGUGCACAGGGACUCGGCGCUAAAGACAAGAGAUGCCGGCCAGUUCAAGCCAAACGAGCCGGCGGCACGAGCGGAGCGCAUGGUGAUGCUUGGAUGGAGGACGGGUGUGCCGGACAUGAUCCGCGAGUUUGACGACUACCUGGGGCCGGGCAGCGAGUUGGUCAUUCUGGCGGAGGAGAGCCUGGAGGAGAGGGAGAGGCAGCUCGCCCGCAUGCUGCGCACACCCCUCCGAAACCUGACCGUCGUGCACAAGGUGGGCAACCCCAUGAGUCGCACGGACCUCACAGACGCCAUCCUAGACCCCGGCAGUGUGUUCCACCCCUUUGUGUCCGCCGGCGGUGACAUGUUCUUUGACAACGUGCCCUUCUCUAUCAUCGUUGUUUCGGAUCGCUCCUGGCAUCAUGGAGAGCGCACCAAGCCAGACAAGCAGUCGCUGUACUCGCUGCUGCUAGCAGAGUCGGUGUGCCGUGCCAACAAGAUCAAGGUGCAGUCUUUAAACGCGGAGCUGGAGGACAACCGGCUUGGGCGCGAGGUGGUGGGCAGCCAUCCAUCUCUCACCUACAUCGGCACGUCUGACCUCAUGGGGCUAGUCACCUCACAAGUCACGGAGCAUGCAGAGCUGAACGCCAUCUGGACAGAGCUGCUCAACAGCUGGGGAGACGAGAUCUAUGUGAAGGACGCGUCCCUGUAUGUGAGUGCGGGGAAGAGCCGCACGUUCAACGAGCUGGUACUGCACGUCCUUGGGACCAAACUAAAUGCGCCCACCCCCACCCCUCCCCCCCACCAGGACGCGUCCCUGUAUGUGAGUGCGGGGGAGAGCCGCAUGUUCAACGAGCUGGCACUGCUUGUCCUUGGGACCGAACUAAUUGUGCCCUCCCCACCCCCAUUCCCCCCUUCACCAGGACGCAUCCUUGCAUGGGAGACCCCAACCUUCAACGAGCUGGCAGAGAGGGCGGUGCAGCGGGGGGAGGUGGCGAUAGUCCAUCCCUGCCCGUCCCUCCUGCUGGCCCGUCCGUCCCGCUGGCCCAUCGAUACUCGAACGCCUAAUCGCGUUUUGUUUUCAGAAUCUCCACGUGCGCUGCGCAACUGCGCGCCGAGUUCUCCACUCUCUCUCCUCCUCCCGCGCGCCUCCCCAUUCUGGUCCGGCCGUUGCAGUGACUCUAUCGUCCCUCCCUCGCACCGUCCCCCUCUCCCGUCCCAUGCCCCGCUCGCAGUGACUCUAUCGCGCGUGACAAAGAAGGGGCGCGAGCAGAAGGAGUCGCUAGUGGAGGCAGUGCGAGCGGCGGUGGAGGAGUAUUCAGACGUGUAUGUCUUUGAGUUCGAUAACAUGCGCAACACCAAACUCAAGGAGCUCAGGGACGAGCUGAAAGGAGUCUGCCGGUUCUUCCUGGGGGCGAACAAGGUGCUGCAGGUGGCGCUGGGGAGGGACAAGGCCACGGAGCAGAGGGAGGGGCUGCACCGGUGCAGUGAGCUGAUAGAGGGCCACCGAGGCCUGCUCUUCACAUCGCUGCCCAAGGAGCAGGUGGAGAAGCGAUUCAACGAGCUGGCAGAACCAGAUUUCGCGCGCACGGGCAGCAUCGCCACCAGCACAGUGGAGCUCCCUGAGGGUUCGCUGACCCAGUUCGGCCAUGACAUGGAGCCGUUCCUCAGGAAGCAGGGCAUGCCCGUGCGCCUAAAUAGAGGAGUGAUUGAUCUGGUGGCUGACUUUACAGUGUGCACUGAGGGCCAACCACUCUCUCCCGAAGCUGCAACCAUUUUGGUACGCCUCCCAAUCCCACACCACCAUUGUGCGGCUAUUGGGAGAGAAGAUGGCGGUCUUUCGGCUGCAUCUGCUGCCGCGCUGGACGGACCGCUCCUAUUCAUGUCAACUUGUCUCCUGUUUUCCACCUUAUGUUUCCAUCCCUAUCCGUCCUUCCGUUAUCUGCUUGUCCAGCGGUUAUUGGGAGAAAAAAUGGCAGUCUUUCGGCUGCAUCUGCUGGCGCGCUGGACGGACGGCUCCUUUGAGCUGCUGCCAGCUGGCGUGGAGGCAGCCAAGGCGGGCAGUGGGAAGGGCAGCAAGGGAGGGUUUGUGGAGGGGUUUGUGGAGUCUGAUGAGGAGGGGAGUGAGGAGGAGGAAGGGGAGGAGGAAGGGGGUGGUGAGGAAGAGGCUGCUGCUUAG